This is a messenger RNA of Plasmopara halstedii, 1884 nucleotides long. Its product is annotated as Coactivator CBP, KIX domain. Gene Ontology annotation, molecular function: transcription coregulator activity. Lineage: Eukaryota; Oomycota; Peronosporomycetes; Peronosporales; Peronosporaceae. The coding region runs from base 1 to 1884 and encodes 627 amino acids. The record is from RefSeq and is a predicted model, not a curated record. The transcript has 2 exons. Gene Ontology annotation, biological process: regulation of DNA-templated transcription.
AUGAUGCUAAACCGGCAGAAUGGACAGCCGCCACAGUUUCCUGGUCAAACCUAUCAGCAACAGAUGCACGCAAGCCAAAUGCCUGGUGGUGUCAGUGGUGCACCGCCUACUGGUGCUCAAUACAUGGGAGGGCAAGCUGGGCAAGCAUAUCGUCCACAGACGUCAUCUUAUGAAGAAGAAUUUGCGCGGGUAAAAGCUAUGAUGAUGCAGCACAUGGAUUUGAUACCCCCGCCAAUGGAGGUACUUCGGAUUUCGAUGAGCCAGAGUGCAAGUCAGCAGAACAUGGCUAUGGGUACAAACACAUUUAUGCAGCAACGCGGCAAUCCAGCAUUGAACCGGGGGAGUAAUACUGCGGGUGCAGCAUACGCUCAAUAUGGUAAUCAAAAUAUGAUGAUGGGAGGUCCGCAGCAGAACCCACAGCAAGCGGGUAUGAUGAACGCUGCGCGCAUGCGCGCGGCUCAAAUGGCUCAGCAGCAGGCUCAACAACGUGUCUCUGGUGUUCGUACACCUGGUGGUGGCAACGAUACGCAGUCUGCUUGGCAGUCGGAGAAUGAUCUUCCUUUGCGUCGAAAGAUGAUUGGCAAAAUUGUCAGUCUAUUGCAGCAACGGAAACCGGACGCGCCUGCGGAGUGGAUCCGACGGCUUCCAGAUAUGGCGAGAAGGCUGGAAGACUCGUUGUACCGUACGGCAAAAAAUCGGGAUGAAUAUGGUGACUUCUCGUCCCUUAAAACUCGACUACAACAUUUGGCAGUCACUAUGGGUGCACGGGCUCAGCACAAGGCUGGCGGAAAUCCUCGGGCACCCGGGGCCGGAGGUACUCCAGGAAGUGCUGCAGGGGCUGCUGGCAACGGGGCGAUGAUGACCGGCAAUGUGCCGCCAGGCAUGGCAAUGAAUCCGGGAGCUGGCGGCAUGGGCGCUCAAGGCCACGUAGUGGGUAAUAUGCCUUACGGAAAUCGAAUGACUCAGCAGCAGCUUAUGCAGCAGCAACAUUUGCAAAUGCAAAUGCAGCAGAAUCCCCAGAUGCGGCAGCAACUGACCCCACAGCAACUGCAGCAAUUCCAGGAAGCCCAACUGCAGCGACGGCAGCUUCAAAUGCAGCAAGCGCAGCAACAAGCCCAGCUGCAGCGGCAAAACUCGCUGCAACAACAGCAGUAUCAACAGAACCAAGCGCUUCAACGUCAAAACUCGAUGCGGCAAAUGCAGCAGCAGCAAAUGCAACAGCAGAUGCAGCAACGGCAAAACCCGAAUUUCCUACAACAACAACAAGCCCAAGCUCAAGCUCAAGCUCAAGCUCAAGCUCAAGCUCAAGCUCAAGCACAAGCGCAAGCUCAAGCACAAGCUCAAGCCCAAGCUCAAGCGCAGGCUCAAGCUCAAGCUCAAGCUCAAGCUCAAGCUCAAGCUCGUGUACAAGCCCAAGCUCAAUCUCAGCGGAACGGUACAGCCACCGGUAGUGCUAGUCAACAGCGCUCGAGUAAUGAUAUGAGUCUCGGCGAGUCCUCGGAUUUUUUAAAUCUUGAUCUGUCAUCUUCAUUGCUUGGUUCGGAUGAUUUGCAUGGUGAAGGCAACUCUGGACUCGCUGGAGGGGAUGGCAUGAAGAAUGGAAGUAACGAAUCUACUCAAAUCGGCGGUCAAAAGCGAACUCUUUCACAAUCUCAGCAGCAAAUGGCAGCUGCAGCAAAUGCAGCAGCUUUUAAGCGCACAAAAGUAGGGAGCACUACCGGCCAGACCGGGAGUCAGCCAAAUUCAACUCCAAACCAACACCAUCCUGGCGCUACAGCAGGAUCACAAGCCUCUCAGCCAUCCCAAACACCAAUGCAAAAGCCUGCCUCUGGUACAAGUGGCUCCUCAAAGACCCCACCAAUGAGUACUGUGAAUGCCAAGUAA